Exophiala mesophila is the source of this 3215-nucleotide messenger RNA. RefSeq lists its product as uncharacterized. The transcript has 4 exons. Gene Ontology annotation, biological process: intracellular signal transduction; protein phosphorylation; regulation of MAPK cascade. Gene Ontology annotation, cellular component: cytoplasm. Gene Ontology annotation, molecular function: ATP binding; protein serine/threonine kinase activity. Lineage: Eukaryota; Fungi; Ascomycota; Eurotiomycetes; Chaetothyriales; Herpotrichiellaceae. The record is from RefSeq and is a predicted model, not a curated record. Bases 91 to 2706 code for a protein of 871 amino acids.
CCUCGCCUGCAACCACGUCCGUCCAUCCGCUGUCGACACAUUCACCUGACCCGCGAAACACACCUUAACACCUGCCAGCUCGAUUAGAGUAUGGACAACGACGUCCAACCUUCUGGUAGUAAACGUCGACGAGCCACCUUGACCAAGAAUCCUCCUCCCACCGCCUAUCCCGCAAACCUCAUCAACGUCUUGCGCAAACCUCAAUCUCAAACCACCCUCCAACGUGCCCCUUCAGCUCCCACCUAUCCUCGCGGCUCGCCCAUCUCUCAACCCAGCCGCGACUCCCACCAUCGUACUCAAUCCGGCGCGUUUCCAUCAUCGACCUCGUCCUUGGAAAACAUCAGCGGUGGCCCUUCGCCUGUCAUACCUUUCGCCGACUACUCAUCUCCUUACCGCACCCCGCAGACAUUGCCCACCACGCCCCAGGCCUCAGAUGAUCCGAAAGCGUUGAUCGGUGCGCCUUUCGACGCUUCAGGCCUACUACUCACCUUCCAGAACUCGGGCUCCAGUGGCAGCGCUCAGCAUGCGAAUGAAGACCCGCUGAUUUCGCCAUCGACUCAACCCCACCCCGAGUCAGACAACCGAUAUCAUCCUCUGCGAAAUUCUCAAACGAUUGCGACUGGUGGCCUUGCCAUGACAGAGGUCACUCCGCCAAAGCCGGAAAAUGGUGUCCUCAGUCCAAAGCGAAUGUCUGGUGAUGGACAAGUUUCAAAGCCUUCUGGUCCACUUCGAAAGAAGAGCGGAUUUUCUAGCUUCGUCAACAACAUGCUCGGCUCGCCUAGAACAAUCAAAAUAUCCGCUCCUGAGAACCCCAUGCAUAUGAUCCAUGUCGGCUACGAUAAUCAGACCGGCCAGUUUACGGGACUCCCGGCGGAUUGGCAGAGGAUUCUGGCCGACAGCGGCAUCUCCAAGAACGAACAAGAACAAAACCCACAAAUGAUGGUCAACAUUGUCGAGACGUACAAGAGCAAUUUUGGUGGAGAAGACGACGGCAUCUGGCAAAAGUUCGACCACGCAAAGGUGACGAAUUCUCCUCAGAGCAACAACUCCACCUUCCAGAGCCCAACUACACCAAACAUUGGACCAAGCCCAUCGGCAUAUUCUCCUAUGAACGGAGUCGUCUCACCACCCGCAAGCCCUCGAUUUCCACAAAACCAUGAAGGAAGUUUUGAAAACCCUCGAGCACCUCCGCCAAUCCCAAAUAAACCAUCGGCCAAUUCCAUGAACAAGGCUGGUGUACCUCCCAUCAUGAUGCCUCAGAGGCCUGCCCCUAAACCCCCUACCCAGUCACUACGCGACAUGGCUCCAGCCAGACCUGCUCCCCCUCCACCCAUCUCCCGGGACCUACCACUCAGGCCAAGUCCAGACGUUGCUCCCCCUCAGAUCGCCUCACCGCCCUCUUCGAUAUCGUCCAACUUUCCCCGUGAUGAAUCCAAUAAUCGUCUGGACAUCAAGGGCCAGGCUUCCGGAAACUCAGCGCCUGACCCACAGCCAGGGAUUCAGUCCCCUGCCCAGUACCAACAGCAACAAGAGCACGCCAUGGCGAUGGCUCAACAGGCCAUCCAAAGCAAGCAACUCGACCGCAGUCGGAGCCAACGCCAGAUCACCCCCGGCGCACCUGAAGUGCCCCCCAAGGUGCUUCCGGAGAUGGUCCAAAUUACACCGAACAUCCCUCAGGCACAGUUUGCAGCUGUUGCUGAUCCCUCGCCUCAGUAUGUGCAGCAGCAGGCUGCCAAGCAGGCUGCCAAGGUAGGACCAGCACCAGGACCACGACCACGUGCGAAGCGACAACAAAGCAACAUCAUAGACGUUACGGCUCGUCUGAGAGCGAUCUGCACUCCAGGCGACCCGACCAUGAAAUAUUCCAAUCUCAGCAAAAUUGGCCAGGGAGCAUCAGGAGGCGUCUUCACGGCGUUUGAGAGUGGUUCCAAACGAUGCGUUGCAAUUAAGCAGAUGAAUCUAGAACAACAGCCCAAGAAAGAUCUGAUCAUCAACGAGAUCAUUGUGAUGAAAGACAGUAAGCACAAGAAUAUUGUCAACUUUAUCGACAGCUACCUCCAUGACGGAGACCUUUGGGUGGUGAUGGAAUACAUGCAAGGCGGGAGUCUCACAGACGUUGUGACCUUUAACGUCAUGAGCGAAGGCCAGAUCGCUGCUGUUUGCAGAGAGACCCUCUAUGGAUUGCAACACCUACACUCGAAAAACGUGAUUCAUCGAGACAUCAAAUCAGAUAACAUUCUCUUGUCGGAGAGAGGCGACAUCAAGCUGACCGACUUUGGGUUCUGUGCACAGAUCAACGAUACACACAAUAAACGCACCACCAUGGUGGGCACGCCGUACUGGAUGGCGCCCGAAGUAGUGACAAGGAAAGAGUAUGGUCGCAAAGUCGACAUCUGGAGUUUGGGCAUCAUGGCAAUUGAAAUGAUCGAGGGAGAGCCGCCCUAUUUGACCGAGUCACCUCUGCGAGCCUUGUACCUGAUCGCCAAAUACGGAACACCGCGGAUCAAGGACGAAGCUUCGCUGUCCCCUGUAUUCCGGGAUUUCCUCUACUUUGCGUUGAAAGUGGAACCAGAGAAACGGGCAAGCGCGCAUGACCUACUCCACCAUCCUUUUAUGGGAUAUUGUGCACCUCUACCCAGCCUUGCACCACUUGUGCAAUCUGCUCGGGAGAGUCGAGCCGCAGAAAAGGCCAACAAAGGCAACUGAGGUGUGCCCAUGGGCCAAGGUCAAAGUUGCAUGUACAAUCAUUGCCGCCUUGGGAAGUCAAGGCUAGGGUGACAGGAUUGUCGACUGGAUCGAUUUCUUGUCGUCUCGACGAUCUUGUGCAACCUGUACAAGAGCUAUUCCGGGUAGCAUAUCAUCUAAAGAUGAGGAUGGAUGGGUCAACCGUUACUCAGACCAAGAAUGGUCCAACGGUAGAAAAAGACUGACUAGUUACUCAUAAGGAGCUUUGUACAUGAGACACGGAGAUGUGUGCGUCAGAAGCAAGCAUCAACCACGACACCACGACACCACGACAUUGAUACGAUAGCAAGAUGAAUCUAGCGGGCGUAGCGGAGUGUGUCUCCUUCAGGUCGCAGUUAUCCCUUGAGCGUAAGGGACCAUUCGAUGUAAAAGACCAAAGGAUGUGGGUUUGGCGAAGGGGGGUCUAGCUAGAAUCCAGGAGUCCAACUUGGGAACAGCUCUAGCCCAAUGAUAUCAACAAGUAAGAGAAA